AUGGAUCUGGCCUCCUUUGUCGACCGGCUGCGGAACGGCUCAGCCGCCAAGUUCCCCGCUGACGCAAACACCUUGGCCUUUGCUCAAAAGCUCGACUCACAAGACCAGCUCAAGCACCUGCGGGAUGAGUUUGUGCUGCCCACCAAAGGCUCCCUAAAGAAGAGAGCCUUGGAUGGUUCUCUCCCAGGACAAUCAGCCAGCAAUGGCAUCAACGGCGCAGGGGGACAGCCAGCAGAUGCCGACAAGCCGUGCCUCUACUUUGUCGGCAACUCUCUCGGCGCUCAGCCGCGGGCCGUCCGGGAGUACCUGGAUGCUCAGCUGGAGACGUGGGCUUCGAUUGGCGUCAACGGCCACUUCACCGACAUGGACAACUCGCCCCUGACGCAGUGGCAGGACAUGGCCGAGGACUGCGCCAAGAAGUCGUCCGACCUCGUCGGGGCCUCGCCGCACGAAAUCGUCAUCAUGAACACGCUCACCAUCAAUCUCCACGUCAUGAUGGCGAGCUUCUACAAGCCCACCGCCAAGCGGCACAAGGUGAUUCUGGAAUGGAAGCCCUUCCCGAGCGACCACUACGCCAUCGAGAGCCAGGUCAUCUGGCACGGGCACGACCCCGACAAGAGCAUGGUCAAGAUCGAGCCCGACGACAACAGCCUGAUCCCCACGGACAAGAUCCUCCGGACCAUCGACGAGCACGCCGAGGAAACCGCGCUGCUCCUGCUGCCCGGUAUCCAGUACUACUCGGGCCAGCUGUUCGACAUGGCCAGCAUCACGGCCUACGCCAGGGCGCGCGGCAUCGUCGUCGGCUGGGACCUGGCCCACGCCGCCGGCAACGUCGAGCUCCGGCUGCACGACUGGGACGUCGACUUUGCCUGCUGGUGCACGUACAAGUACAUCAACGCCGGGCCGGGCUCCAUCGCCGGCGCGUACGUGCACGAGCGGCACGGCCGUGUCGACUGGGCCGCCGGCGGCGACGCAGUGGGAGGAGGCAGGCCCUCGUACCGGCCUCGCCUGGCGGGCUGGUACGGCGGCGACAAGAGCGUCCGCUUCAACAUGGACAGCACGUUUGUGCCGACGCCCGGCGCCGCGGGCUACCAGCUCUCCAACCCGUCGGCCAUUGACCUGGCGGCGCUGUCGGGCGCCCUGUCCGUCUUCAACAAGACGCGCAUGCGGGACCUGCGCUCCAAGGCCCUCGUCCUGACGGCCUACGCCGAGCUGCUGCUGGACCAGAUGCUCGACGAGGCCGGGGGAGACGAUCCCGGCGCCGCGCCCCUGUUCACCGUCCUGACGCCCCGGGAUCCUCUGCAGCGCGGCACCCAGCUCAGCGUGCUGUUGAGGGAGGGCCUGUUGGACAGGGUCUCGCGGGCGCUGGAGGACAAUGGCGCCAUCUGCGACAAGCGCAAGCCCAAUGUCAUUCGGGUUGCGCCUGUUCCCUUGUAUACGCGGUUUGAGGACGUGUGGGCUUACAUGCAGAUUUUGCGAGGGGCGCUGGGGUUGUAA
Metarhizium brunneum ARSEF 3297 is the source of this 1497-nucleotide messenger RNA. RefSeq names its product Kynureninase 1 (gene kyn-1). Gene Ontology annotation, molecular function: pyridoxal phosphate binding; kynureninase activity. Gene Ontology annotation, cellular component: cytoplasm. Lineage: Eukaryota; Fungi; Ascomycota; Sordariomycetes; Hypocreales; Clavicipitaceae. Gene Ontology annotation, biological process: NAD+ biosynthetic process. The record is from RefSeq and is a predicted model, not a curated record.